Messenger RNA from Talaromyces proteolyticus, 393 nucleotides. RefSeq lists its product as uncharacterized. The transcript has a single exon. The record is from RefSeq and is a predicted model, not a curated record. Lineage: Eukaryota; Fungi; Ascomycota; Eurotiomycetes; Eurotiales; Trichocomaceae. Bases 1 to 393 code for a protein of 130 amino acids.
AUGAUUACUGGUCAAAUGAUUGUUGACAGAGGACUGUAUAUACUCCAGUCUUAUUUUAAAGUAACGUGCAAACGUCCUCCUGACGGAGAGGAGCCAGGGUGGAUCAAGCCAGUCCUCGAUUUUCGUGAUAAUAUGGUCAUGACACAAUCAAUAACAUCACGAAUUUCAUUAAAAGAAAUGCACGAUAAGAUGGGUGUGAUACAAGAAAUUACCAACUUGUUUGACUCUAGUUGGAAAUUCUCUAUGGCUGGCUACUUUGCUGCUUUGAUAGGGAAGCUGCCAGAAAUUGAACACUAUGAGAGGCAUGACGAGCAUGUGUUCUUCUUGUUCUUUAGAUCGAAGGAACUUUCUGGUUUGUCUGCUUCCAUCUUUGUGUCUAUGAACGAUCUAUAG